GCCAUAUUUUUGGAGAUGCGCAUAUUCGGCAGCAGCAUCAGUCGUACGAUCAGAACAUGCCUUCCUUCAGCAGACUCACCAAGAAGGCAUUUCCAGCAGUUAUAUGCAGUCAUGAGGCGGUAUCGAGUCAAGAUCAUAUCUGUUUGCCAAAAGAAGGAAUAUGGAUCUACUCGAAGUAUUGUCCGUAGACUUGGGACAGUUCUUUCCAUAGAGCCCUACCCAAGACCUUAUUUUCGACUUGUUCAAGACCCAGGUCUGUUGGGUUAUGAUGAACAAAGCAUAGCUCCACCUCCUGUAGCUCCAUCACUUGCUGAUGUCCUGUGGGUGGCAGAUGAUGAAGGACAGGCAUUUACUAGACUUAGGACUGAGUUGUGGAGGGGAAAAAAAGGCAGUACUGGUCAUCAUGACCAGUGUCCAUCUGUAGAUUCAAUACAAAAUGGUACACAAAAAGGUGAUCUGCUUGAUCAAGCAGCACUUCAGAAAAUUUCUGCACUCGAAAAGGAGCUAACCUUUCUUCGUGCUCAGAUUGCUGCGAUUGUUUCCACACAGACGUUGGGAAGUAUCCCAUCACAAGCCUUUAAAGCAUCCAGCACUCCAGAUGGAUUUUACCCAGUGCCAGCCAUGACUUCUACGCCACUGUCCGUCUCUCACAAUCACUUUGUAAUUCCCUCGCCUCCUCCGCUUCCUUCUGGUGUACCAUCUGGUGUUGAUGCUAGUAAUUCGGCAGUUGAACUUAUAAAACAACGUUGUGCUGCAAGAAACCGUGGUUCAACUGCAGCUGAGAGUGCUGAUCACCAGAGGAUAAAGAACGUUCCUAGUAUGAUGGAUGUUUUGAAAGACCUAAACAAAGUUCAGUUGAGGGCGACUGAGAGGUCACCUGGAGGUACUCCUCUUUCUAGACCCAAAAGGAGACGAAGUUCAGAUUGGGAUCCAGUUGAUCUGCUAACUCGUGCACUAAAGCAGAAAUUUGCACAUAAAGAUGAUGAUGAUGAUGAUUCCCUGGACAAAGAAAAUCGGUCUUUUGACAGCUCCCCACUUUCUAGUCCAGAGAUCCCACUGGUUGGACGUUGCAGUCUGAAGCCAAAUGCAAAAUCUAGCCUUGUAAGAACUGAUGAAGUUAAACAGGUACCAACGUGGCAAGUGGGAGCUCAUAUUUAAUUGAUGGAGACUUCUGAGGAAACUUCAUA
Messenger RNA from Nestor notabilis (Kea), 1187 nucleotides. It is a transcript of the gene MTFR2, whose product is annotated as mitochondrial fission regulator 2. NCBI's taxonomy places the organism in Eukaryota, Metazoa, Chordata, Aves, Psittaciformes, Psittacidae. The transcript has 7 exons. The record is from RefSeq and is a predicted model, not a curated record. Gene Ontology annotation, cellular component: mitochondrion. Gene Ontology annotation, biological process: aerobic respiration; mitochondrial fission. The annotation marks the transcript as partial.